AUGGCCAGUCUCAUCGCCAUUCUGGAUCUCAAAGGAAAGCCUCUGAUUCAAAGAUCCUAUCGCGACGAUGUGCCUUCUUCAUAUAUCGAACGCUUUCUGCCUCUAGUCCUGGACUUUGAAGAAGAAGGCCAGCAAGUGACGCCGUGUUUCUCGAGCCAAGGCAUCAACUACAUGCACAUUCGCCAUUCAAAUCUCUACAUUCUGGCACUAUCGAAACGAAACUCCAAUGCCGCCGAAAUCAUUCUCUUCCUACAUCGGCUAACCAGCGUGCUGGUCGAAUACUUCAAAGAACUGGAGGAGGAGAGUAUACGGGAUAACUUUGUGAUCAUCUACGAGUUGCUGGAUGAGAUGAUGGACUUCGGAUACCCGCAGACAACAGAGAGCAAGAUCUUGCAAGAGUAUAUCACCCAGGAAUCUCACAAGCUAGAGAUUCAAGUCCGACCACCGAUGGCAGUCACGAACGCAGUCUCCUGGCGAACCGAGGGAAUUCGAUAUCGCAAGAACGAGGUGUUCCUGGAUGUAAUCGAGAGUGUGAACCUACUGGUCAACGCCAAUGGCAACGUUGUGCGAUCAGAAAUUUUGGGAGCAGUCAAGAUGAAGUGCUAUCUAUCUGGAAUGCCCGAAUUACGGUUAGGUCUGAAUGACAAAGUCAUGUUUGAGAGCACCGGGCGGACUGCGCGGGGCAAGGCGAUCGAAAUGGAGGACGUCAAGUUCCACCAGUGUGUGCGAUUGUCACGCUUCGAGAACGACCGGACGAUUUCGUUCAUCCCGCCAGACGGCGAAUUCGAGCUCAUGUCGUACCGCCUUUCGACGCCGGUGAAGCCGUUGAUAUGGGUGGAGGCCGCUGUGGAACACCACAAGGGUAGUCGCGUGGAGUAUAUGGUGAAAUGCAAAGCCCAGUUCAAGAGGCGAAGUACAGCCAACAACGUAGAGAUAUACGUCCCCGUACCAGAUGAUGCUGAUAGCCCCAAAUUCAGAGCGUCCACCGGUAGCGUGCAAUACGCGCCUGACAAGUCUGCAUUCGUAUGGAAGAUAAAGCAGCUUGGCGGCGGCAGAGAAUUCCUCAUGCGAGCGCACUUUGGGCUGCCGAGUGUCAAGAGCGAGGCUGACGUGGAGAAGAGAGCACCGAUAACUGUAAAAUUUGAGAUCCCCUACUUCACAGUGUCAGGUAUCCAAGUUCGGUACCUCAAAAUCGUGGAAAAGAGCGGUUAUCAGGCUCUUCCUUGGGUGCGCUACAUCACGCAGAACGGUGACGAUUAUAGUUUACGCACGGCGUUAGAGAAGGGCAGUGCCCCGAUUGUCCCUAUGUAA
Pleurotus ostreatus (oyster mushroom) is the source of this 1311-nucleotide messenger RNA. RefSeq names its product AP-1 complex subunit mu-1 (gene AP1M1). Gene Ontology annotation, molecular function: clathrin-cargo adaptor activity. Bases 1 to 1311 code for a protein of 436 amino acids. The transcript is spliced from 7 exons. Lineage: Eukaryota; Fungi; Basidiomycota; Agaricomycetes; Agaricales; Pleurotaceae. The record is from RefSeq and is a predicted model, not a curated record. Gene Ontology annotation, biological process: intracellular protein transport; vesicle-mediated transport. Gene Ontology annotation, cellular component: clathrin-coated vesicle; clathrin adaptor complex.